AUGGGUGCGCCAAUUAGCCAUCCACCCCUUCCAACUCCCAGUCCUGCCAACUCCGCAGAGAACGGAGCUUCAUCCAAUGCGCCAACCGCUUUUCCAACGCCACUAAGUGACCUGUAUUUGGCAUGUAAAGAAAAUCGAGUAGAAGAUGUUGAACGACUUCUGCAAACAGCAACGUUAGAGGACAUUAAUCGAAUCGAACCACUUGGAAGUACGGCAUUACAUGCAGCUUCGUUCUAUGGCCAUGAGAAAAUAGUCAAACUUUUGCUCGACCACGGCGCCCUACGCACAAUUAAGAAUGGAUAUCACUUAACACCGUUCCAUGAGGCAAAAACGCCCGAAAUUAGAAAGCUGUUCGAGCGCACACCACAGUCAAAAAGGUUCGGGAGUUUAUCAACAGCAGUCGAAUGGAAUGUUAUCGAUCCAACUGCUGCUAAAAGUGUCAGUGAAUACAAGGAAACUCGCAAGAACUGGUUCGAUGAUGUCUGUGCUGAUGACGAUGUGCUAUAUUUACAAGAAAUCAAACAAUACACUCACAAAAAAUUUGCAGAUGCCAAGAAGAUUGAUCAGGUUUAUCAUCUAAUCGACCAAGCUAUCGAACAAAAAGAUCUUCGUCUAGCAGUGAAAAUAUAUACGUUACAAACAGGUUUUUACACCGCGUUGAACAUGGCGCUCGCAUCCAACAAUUCUGUACAAUUCGCAGAAAACAAUGCCGAAAGCCAAGAUGAAUAUUUCAGUUAUUGGCAUGGCCCUGGUGGAUAUGCUGCUCUGAUAGCUCAUCAUUCGAUUUUCAAAGAAUAUUCAUUCGUCGGCAAAGCCUAUCGCGGUAUGAUAAUGCUGGGUGCAGAUAUUAGUGAAUACAAAGUUGGUUCAUUGCUCGUUAACAAAGCAUUUUUAUCAACAUCUACCGAUCGGGACAGGGCCAAGGAUUUCACCAAAUCAUCUGCAAGAAUAAAUGGAGAUUGUAAAACUGUGGGAAUAUAUCCAACAGUUUGUAAAUAUAGAAUAAAGAAUCCUGGCACUGCAUUUGAUAUUUCCGAAAUAUCAGAAUUUCCAGACGAAAAAGAAGUGUUGAUUAUGCCGCGUACAGCCUUUCGAGUUGUAUCGAUUAAAGAAAAACGAUCAUUUAAUGCUCCACUGGAAAUACAAAUCGAAUUACAUGAAUGUGCAUUGGAAAAGUUUGUUGAUAUCUACGAAUCAAUUAAUCCGGAAGAUCCUUAUUCUUAA
Adineta ricciae is the source of this 1224-nucleotide messenger RNA. The record is from the annotation of a GenBank genome assembly. Lineage: Eukaryota; Metazoa; Rotifera; Eurotatoria; Adinetida; Adinetidae.